This is a messenger RNA of Cuscuta epithymum, 1084 nucleotides long. NCBI's taxonomy places the organism in Eukaryota, Viridiplantae, Streptophyta, Magnoliopsida, Solanales, Convolvulaceae. The record is from the annotation of a GenBank genome assembly.
ACUUGAUUAUCCAGCCCACCCGAAUCUUAAACCCUAGGUCCGAAAUAGAAUUGCUGAUUAUUACCGAGCAUGAUACACAUAUAAUGAAGACCGACUACAUUAGGAAACCUAGCAGCCGGCCUCAUUCUUCCUGAGAAAGUAGCACCGAAGCUUGCAUCUUUCGUGCAACCAGCAAUGGCUGACGUAGAACACGAUGUAGCGGCAGGGCAGCCAAAGAAGAGAACGUUCAAGAAGUUCAGCUUCAGAGGUGUGGAUCUUGAUGCCCUCCUUGAUAUGUCUACUGAUGAUCUCGUCAAGCUCUUCAGUGCCCGUGCCCGCAGAAAGCUUGGGAGAGGUUUGAAAAGAAAGCCUUUGGCUUUGAUUAAGAAGCUUCGCAAAGCGAAACUAGAGGCCCCACAAGGGGAGAAGCCGGAUCCAGUGAAAACUCAUUUGAGGAACAUGAUUAUUGUUCCAGAGAUGAUUGGUAGUGUUAUUGGAGUUUAUAAUGGGAAAACCUUUAACCAGAUUGAAGUGAAGCCGGAGAUGAUAGGGCACUACUUGGCUGAGUUCUCCAUUUCAUACAAGCCUGUCAAGCAUGGUAGGCCCGGUAUUGGUGCUACUCACUCAUCAAGGUUCAUCCCGCUGAAGUGAUGCAACUCAUUUCAGAGUUCUGCUUUUUGGGGAAACAUCAGAUCUAUUUUAAUUAAUAUUUCUAUUUCUCUCAACACAUGUAAUAGUGAAACUAGUUUUCAUUUGAGCUUACAGACAGUUGAUGGCGGAGUGAUUGUACUUGGUCUGUUUUUACAAAUGGGAAGCUCUUGAUAGCUUUAUGAUUUUGGUAUUGGUUACUUAAUCUCAUCUAAUUUUGUCAUUGGUUUAAGUUUAUGAAUAUCUGCCUUGGAUUUUCAAAGGCUUCUGCAGUUCUGCUCUAUGAACUGCAUAGUGGAUUAAUUGGUAGGAAUAUCAAUUGUACGGUGUGGACAGCGUUUGUACAUAACUAUUGAUGUAAAUGAAUGAUGUUUUCAUUUGAAUUGUUUUCCACCUCAAACUAGACUUGUUAUGUUUGGCACAAUGGUCUGGAGUUGGAGGCUAAUGUUUGAACCAG